AUGCUUAUACUUGUCGCUGGAGUCUCCGGAAACAUGGGCCAGAAACUGGUUCAUUCUCUUACUUCCCGAGGACACCGUGUCCGGGGUCUCGGACGGGAUGCUUCUAAGCUAGUCCCCCACACCUACGCCUUAUUGGACGACUUCGUCACUUGUGAAGUCUACUACGAUUCUGCCGCAUUGGAUCGCGCCUGCGCUGGGGUAGACGGCAUCAUUUGCGCGUACGGUAUGGAUCCGCGCCUUCAACUGGAAGGGCAACUCUUGCUCCUGCGCGCAGCCGAGCGGGCCAAUGUUUGCAUAUACGUUACCGCAUGCUGGAACCACGAUUGGAGCAAGCUGGAACUUGGCAAACAUGAGGCUUAUGAUGCACUUGUCAGCUUCCGCCAUCAUGUCGAAAUGACUUCCGACAUCAAGCCAAUAUAUGUUUUCAAUAGUAUAUUCGCCGAAACAUUAUUUUCUACGAUUGGACACGGCCAUGUUGGUCCAGACAUGCCCCUGGUCUGGGACUCAAGCACCAAGACUAUGAACAUCUGGGGAACUGGCCACUCAGUAUGGUACUGGACAACCGAGCAGGACUCUGCGGAGUUUACAGCCGAAAUCAUUCAACGGAACGACGCCGCCCAGGGUGGAUGUUGGAACGUCUGUUCUGGGGCAAACUCCCUCCUCGAGAUAGCCAAGGUGUAUGAGCAGGAGCGAGACGUUCAAGUCAAGCUCAAUAAGCUAGGUACCAUUGACGACCUCAGGGAGAAAGCGUUAAAGGCUAGGAAGGAGGGAAGGAAAACUGACUAUCGUUUGUACAUUGGUUGGUUCUAUCAACUAUACGCCAUUGAUGGUACCUGGGUCUUCCCCAAGCUCGAUAAUGACAUCCUUGAGGUCAAGACCACAUCGUUGGUUGAGUUCCUCAAAAUGCAUCCCGACAUUUGA
Molecule: messenger RNA, 921 nt
Organism: Fusarium redolens
Lineage: Eukaryota; Fungi; Ascomycota; Sordariomycetes; Hypocreales; Nectriaceae
Exons: 1
Coding region: 1-921 (306 amino acids)
Source: RefSeq, a predicted model, not a curated record